Messenger RNA from Paramecium octaurelia, 948 nucleotides. Lineage: Eukaryota; Ciliophora; Oligohymenophorea; Peniculida; Parameciidae. The record is from the annotation of a GenBank genome assembly.
UAUUAAAGGAAAUAAAAUAUGUUAUAACUAUGAAAAAGAACGAUUAAGAUAAAUUCAUAAACAUAAUCUAUAGAUAGCACAACCUUUAAGUAUAUUACUUAAAAACAAUUAACAGUUAGAACUUAAAUGGAAAGGUUAUAAUAAAACUAAAAUAAGAAACUCUAAUUAUAAGAAGAGAGAUUUACUGAAAUUGAAAGGGAAAAUCGUAUCUUACUAGAAAAAAUUCAAAAUAUCAUGAGUAAUUUUCCAAUCUCUAACUAGAUAAUGAGCGCAAAAGAGCCACUUCUAAUUGGUAAAAUAGCAAUCAACCUGCUGCAAAUUUCAAUUAAUCUUAAUCAGUUCAUAGGAGAUAAUCACUCAAUAAAGAAAAAAGGAAGAAAGAGUUAGUUAGAAUCACAAUUGAAAAUGAAAGAUUAAUGAACAGAUUAGUAACCAAAAAACCCAAUUAUAAUACUAAAGUGAUAUUGAAGCAAACCUCAAAACAAUAAUAGUUGGUCUAAUAGAUAGCUGAAUAUCCACUUAAAAGGUCUAGAAUCCAUAGUUCCUAUAAGUAGAAGAGCAUUGAUCUAUCAAGUAAUUAAAAUACUUCAUAAAAGAGAGUAGUUUUAUCGGUUAUUUACCUACUUAGCCUAAUUAAACACCAAAUAAUUAACCAUCAAGGAAAGUUAUGCUUUAUAAAUAGAAUAAAAAAAUCAAUGAUAAAUAGUAUUACAUAGAGGUGUUCUAUGAAGAUGAGUAAAUAUUACAAAUAUUCAUACUAGUUUAUUUAAAAUUACUGUUGAUGACAAAGAAUGUCCAAAUACAAAAGUUUUUGAAAUGCCUUAGGAAGAUGGCUAAUUAGUUUUGAAAGAGAUUUAUAAUAACAACAUCUUAUAAUUAGUAGAAGCUAUAAAUGUUGAUCAGAACAUUCAUCUUGCAGGAUUGGAAUAAUUCGAGGAAUCUCAAUGA